Sphaerulina musiva SO2202 is the source of this 1231-nucleotide messenger RNA. RefSeq names its product Arginase/deacetylase. The record is from RefSeq and is a predicted model, not a curated record. Gene Ontology annotation, molecular function: metal ion binding; agmatinase activity. NCBI's taxonomy places the organism in Eukaryota, Fungi, Ascomycota, Dothideomycetes, Mycosphaerellales, Mycosphaerellaceae. The transcript is spliced from 6 exons. Bases 13 to 1113 code for a protein of 366 amino acids.
GGGAGUGCAGCCAUGAUGCCUGGAUUAGACGACGAAGAUAUUUCUCAAACGAAAUUUGCGGGUUUGACGACUUUUGCGAAUUUACCUUAUGUGCAUUGUUUGGCUGCUGAUGAUGAUGAGGAGGAGGAGGAGGAUGAGGAUAAAAAGAAGAAGAAGAAGAAGAAAAAGAGUGUUGGUGUGGAAAAGUUUGAUAUUGCGAUUUUGGGAGCGCCGUUUGAUACUGGUGUAACAGCUCGACCGGGAGCUCGAUUUGGACCUUUAGGAAUCCGCCAAGGGUCAAGAAGAAUUGCUCCCGACUUCUCAUGGUCGGUGUACACGGGACAGAAUCCUUUCAAGCAAGGGUUGAAGAUUGUGGAUUGUGGGGAUGCUCCGCUUACGGUUUUGGAUAAUACGAUUGCUUUGAGACAGUUGGAGAGGGCGCAUAAGGUCGUGUCUGCUCGAAGGACGAAUUCGACAGAGUUUACUGUCCCGCGGAUUAUUACUCUCGGCGGAGAUCAUACGACCACUCUUCCUGCCCUUCGAUCGACAUUUACGCAUUUCGGAGCGGUUUCCGUGAUCCAUUUUGACUCACACCUUGAUACCUGGGAUCCAGAUGUGCUAGGUGGAGGUCUAUCGCACUAUGCCGGCGUCAACCACGGAACAUUCUUGCACAUUGCACACGAAGAAGGCUUGAUCCGCAACUCAUCCAUCCACGCCGGUAUCCGAGCCCCCGUAUCCAACCCCAAGUACGAUUUGAAAAACGACCGAGCCUGCGGUUUCCACAUCCUCACCGCCCGCGAUCUCGACAAACUCGGCACUACCAAUUUCAUCCAACACUUGAAAGACCGCGUGCAGGGCUCGCCAGUGUACAUCACCGUGGACAUUGACUCGCUCGAUCCCGCGUAUGCUCCUGCGACGGGGACUGCAGAGCCCGGCGGGUGGAGUACGAGGGAAUUGUUGACCAUUCUGGAUGGUCUCUCGGGGCUGGAUGUUAUUGGUGCUGAUGUGGUGGAAGUUGCUCCCAUUUAUGAUAAUCCUGGUGAAGUGACUACUCUCGCUGCUGCCGAGGUGGUGCGCUCGCUGAUUGAGCUCAUGGUGGUGAAGCCAGUGAAGGCAAUUGGUAGUGAAGAAUGAAAUUGUGUCGAGAUGUGGGAUGUAAUUGACUACAAGUAUGGACAAUUAGAGUCACGUGACCCAAGCCUUGAAGAGUUCCUGCCUGAGGCUCAAAUUCGCAAUCGCAACGUCUUUCCCC